This is a messenger RNA of Geodia barretti, 351 nucleotides long. The record is from the annotation of a GenBank genome assembly. NCBI's taxonomy places the organism in Eukaryota, Metazoa, Porifera, Demospongiae, Tetractinellida, Geodiidae.
AUGGCGCGAGUACAACCGGAACCGCUGACAAUCUCAAUAACGCCAGAUGCCGCAAUACAUGUGCGCCAAUUUGCCACUGACUCCGGCAAGCCAGGCUGCAACUUGCGCGUUGCCGUCAAGGGCGGCGGAUGCUCUGGCUUGACUUACGAUCUCGAUCUGGUUGACGGGCCGGGUGAAAACGACAAAGUCAUUAAUAGCCGUGGUCUUGAGUUGUAUGUGGACAAGAAGUCCUACAUCUUUCUUGCAGGCACCGAACUGGACUACUCCGGUGGUCUGAACGGCAAGGGUUUCGUCUUCAACAACCCCAACGCCAAGACUGCCUGUGGCUGCGGCACUUCCUUCAGUGUGUAG